Messenger RNA from Rhinichthys klamathensis goyatoka, 2463 nucleotides. RefSeq names its product heterogeneous nuclear ribonucleoprotein U-like protein 2. Gene Ontology annotation, molecular function: protein binding. Gene Ontology annotation, cellular component: membrane. The transcript is spliced from 14 exons. The coding region runs from base 169 to 2304 and encodes 711 amino acids. The record is from RefSeq and is a predicted model, not a curated record. NCBI's taxonomy places the organism in Eukaryota, Metazoa, Chordata, Actinopteri, Cypriniformes, Leuciscidae.
CUCUCUUGAAUCCUCUACAGCGGGUCGUGUGUUUUGGUAGUAAGUAGGGUGAGAAAAUUCCCAAAAAGUUAAGAGAGUGCGGACUAACUGACCUUUUUUACUAAAUAACAAGAUACUGCGUGUAUUAGCUUUUUAAUUUUAAUGUGGAGUUGACAGGUCUUGUUCCAAAUGUUGCUGGCGGAAGUCAAAAAGCUGAAAGUGGUCGAGUUGCGGGCCAUGUUAUCGGAGCGAGGACUCGACCCGAAGGGCCUGAAGGCCGAGCUGGUGGUGCGGCUCAUUUCUGCGAUUGAAGCCGGUGUUGAACCUAUCAAAAGUGGAGAUGAAGGGGGAAAUGUUUGUGAAGCGACGAGUACAGAGCCUGCAGAACAGCCGCCGAAGCCUCACUCUCUGGAGCGCGAGCCGUGUGUUAGGACGCAGUCUCCAGUAUGCACUAGUUCUACAAGCAAGAGCAUGAAUGUUUACGCUGAUCAAAGUACACAGACUGACCCACAUCAGCUCUGCUCAUGCACUGCCCCAAGAGCCAUCGCAGAGCCGCUGUCGGUUAGGACACCAGAGGCCGUUACUUUCAGAGACGACAGACAACAGAGCAAUCCACAGUCUGUACAUCCUGUCGCCUUGGCAACCGCUGCUCCAGAAGAAGAGGAUGCAGUGUCAGGAUGCACAUCAUCAUCAGUCUUGGCCAUUUCACCACAACCAGAAACACCACAGGAGCACGACCAGUGUGGAGCUGAAACAGUGGACUACAGCAUAGAGGAAAACACGGAGCUGAGGAGAGGAAGAGAUUAUUAUGAGUUCAAAGAGGACGUUCAUUACAACAGAGCUAAGACUGCAGAACUGCUGCCGGAGCCUGAGGAAGAAGCUAAAUUCGAUUUUGAGGAUGUUCGACUGGAUUCCGAUAACUGUGACCUGCAUUUCGAGGUGGGUUCUGAUGGAAGCAGCGGUCAGCCACUCUUCUGGGAGAGAUUCCCUCUUCUUUGGUCAGGGUGCAGGAUGACCCAUGGAUUUUGUCAUGGGAAGGUCGGAUUCGAAGCCAAGUUUGUGAAGCGACUGUCGGCACCUGCAAUAGCCACGAGCGACGACCCUGAUCCACAUGUGCUCAGAGUGGGCUGGUCUGUGGACAACACAAGCCUUCAGUUAGGAGAGGUGGAGCUGUCGUAUGGUUUUGAUGGACGGGGGAGGAUAGUAACUGGAGGAAAGGAAGAGGCAUUUGGUGAGCCCUUCACAGAAGGAGAUGUCAUCGGUUGCUGUGCAUUCAUCAGUGAGACUGGAGAAGCGACACUUUCAUUUCACAAAAAUGGGCGUUUUCUUGGAGUGGCGUUUCGCCUGACGUCUUCUGCUCUUAGAGGAAAAGCUCUCUAUCCCCACGUGCUUUGCAAAAACUGUUUGGUUUUGGUGAAUCUUGAUCCAGAUACUCCCUGGCAUCCUUUUCCUGCUGGUUUCUGCACACUAGUCAUACUUCCUCCUGGUCAAAGGACUCGUGAGUCUUUGCCGACAGCAUCUAAAAGUGAAUGUGAGGUGCUGAUGAUGGUUGGUAUGCCAGGUUCUGGUAAGACCCACUGGGCUCAGGCUCAUAUGCUCCAGAACCCAAGGAAACGUUACAAUCUUCUGAGUACAAACUCCAUUUUGAACUGCAUGAGGGAGCCUCCUGGAGCCAAUCACAGAGACCUGAUGCUGCAACAGGCCACUCAGUGUGUCAGUCAGCUGAUCAAAAUAGCUGCAACCAAGCGGAGGAACUACAUCCUUGAUCAGGCCAACAUUUAUCCAUCUGCCCAGCGACACAAGAUGCUCUGUUUCCGUGGUUACCAGCGAAGAGCGGUGGUGGUUUUUCCACCUGACGAGGUGUGGAGGAGACGUCUCAUACAGCGCCAACAGGACGAGGGCAUGGCAGUUCAGGAAAUGUCUCUUCACAAAGCCAAAGUGAGCUUCACACUGCCAGAGCAGGGAGAGCAUCUGGAUGAGGUGACGUUUGUGGAGCUCGGCCCUGACGAGGCCCUGAAGCUCUUAACACAUUAUAAAGAGGAAGCACGCCGCCUCUUACCCACACCUCCCAAACGCAGAAAACACAGACAAGGAAGUCAAAAACGCCUCGUUCAUCAUUGUGGCUGGAGGGGAGGUCCAUUCGGCUGUCACAAUCAACACCCCCACUGUGCAUCUCAGAAAGCACAUAGUCGCCGUCCAUCUGCCUUCGGAUGUAGCAGUGACCCUCAGAGAUACAGGAAGUAUUACAGGCCGUACACUGGGCAGUGGAGCUUUUCUGAGCAAAACCAGAGUUAUGGUAGCAUUUAUUAUGGAUGUUCAAGUUAGUUGAAGGGUUUCUGAUAAACCCCAAACUUUUGUGUAGCAGGAAAAACACUCCAAAUCAGCAUGUUUUUUGAUUAGCAGUGCUUCACCUUUACUACAGUAAGUGGCUCUGUCUGUCUGUAAUUUCAUUAAGAAAGGUCAUUGCUUAAUGAGGAGCUAGCU